UAACUAUUAGUUUUGAUUUGUUGUUUUUUCAGUUUUGAAAAAGUACUACACAAGUGCAGGCAGAUCUGUUUCAGGACCUGUACCUAAUUAGUAAAAAAAUAAUUGUAUGCUUCCAAGUUAUUGAGGCAGUUUUCUUUUAACUGUUAUUUACAAAUGCUCAUUAGUGGCUUAUCCUGCAGGGUAGUAUAUUCUCUUGUUGCUAUUGUUCUAUAAAUGGGUCUUUCAGAGGAUUUAAUGUCAAGAAGAGCAUGAUGACUACACCUAAGCUUGGGAAAAACAUUUUCUGUUCUGUUGCCUUCUGCAUCGUCAAUCCAAAAGAUGCUCUAUGAGAAGGAGAGAGGUUUGCUAAUUCUUUGUUUUUUGAAGAAGGCAAGCUAAGGUGGGAGCGAGGAACUAAUGAAUUCUAAAUUCACUUCUGUUGAGGAUGUGUUUUUCUUCCUUCUUACUAAAACUCACCGUAUCAAGCAUAGUUUUACACAUCUUACGCUAGAUGUACCAGAUUCUAGCGUCUUUGAAGAACUGUCUCAUUAUAUAAGAGGCCGUAAAAGAGAACCUAAUACGUUUUUGUCAUACUUUUCCUUUUGAAAUUUUGCUCAGUUCCCUCUAAUCUGGACAGCUAAUUUUGGAUUUUACUGCUUCACAGGGAGUUUCACAGAUACAGUUGCUUCUUUUCUGAGCUUUUAAAUGUUUACUAUAGCCUUAAAAUACUAUCUAAAGGUUUUCAAGACCUUAAAGGAAUACAUUUAUUUAGAGGAGGAAAGGAAGAGAGAGAAUGCCCUUCAGAUGCACCCAGGUUUUAUAAUGCUGUUUUUAAAAAGUACCUGGCAGUUUAUUUGGCUCAGCAUCUCAUACCGUAACCAAAAAACCUCCAGUUAUUGAUUGCCGUUGGCAGUUUGAGCUGCUACAGUUUCCCUGUGUCUCACUGUUAAGUUUAUAUGGGAUAUAUAAACACAUUCCAUGACACUUUCAUGUCAGGGUCAUUCCAUUAAUAGUUAAUGUGAGCAACUUGUACAAUGAAUGACACUGUCCUCUCUUAGUGAUGGACUUCUACCGCUGCAGAACCUGUAGCUGGGGCACAGAAGAAGACUUGGUUCUGCUCCUCCUGGUGCUGAACCCGCUGGUUCAGGACAUUGCUGUGGAGACCUGUAUGUGAUUGCAUGGUGGGGAAAGAAUUAAAAGCUGACUAGCUGUUCUACCCUUUUAAGUAGGAUUUGUAGGUUUUAAGCAAAUCUCCUGGAAUUCCUUGGUCUUACUCUUGUUCCUUACAACCUGAGUAUAAUACCAGCUCUGGGUAUGAUUGCUCUUAACUACCUUUCUUUUUAGGUUUUCACUGAAGAUAUCUUAUGGAUGAAGCAAUGAUAUUUCUUCAUGUUCCUGAACCUCAGACCUCAGCCUCCUGGCUUCGGGGCAGGAAAUCCUUAGAGGAUCUCAACAAAUACAUGGAUGUAAAGGGAUAUGUUAACUUUCAUCCACUCCGUAACUCUGAUUAGCGUUCAGAAAGAAAUGAGAGAGGCAUCCUGCUCCCUCCCGUGCAAAGCUGCUAGUGCCCUGCUCCGGGGAAGCAGAGCUGGAGAGCGAGAGGAGGAAUCAGCAGCUGAGCCUGGCAGCAGAACAAGAACGUGAAGCUUGAAGAAGCUUCUUCCCACUUUGCACAGGAAGGAUGGAGAUCCCCAAAGUGGUCAGGCUCUUGGUAGUGCUCCUGAGUCUAUUGUCCUGUCUCAGAUGCAUGGAGGCUCUCCUGGGAUCCCAGCCCAGCCAAAACCAUUUGCAGAGUGCAGCAUCCAGUGUGUGCAGCAUCGGACCUCUCGGGUAUUACAAUGGCUCGCUGGCAGUCACUGAGGCUGGGGCAGAGUGCCUGAACUGGGCAGAGUUCCCUGAUUAUGUUCAGCAAUACCCAGACCGUGGCUUAGGGGACCACAACCACUGCAGGAAUCCAGACGGGGGAACUACGCCCUGGUGCUUCUACCGUCUUGCUUCAGGGGCCAUCGGCUGGGCUAACUGCGACUGUAACCAGGGUGCUGUGCGGCUGGCUGAAGGCGGUAGAGUGGAGCUGUACUUCAGUGGACUCUGGGGCACCAUCUGUGCUGACCACUGGACUGACUGGGAUGCCAGUGUUGUCUGCAGGCAGCUAGGUCUCAGUGAGAUCGGUACAGCUGGGAAAAGGAGUCAUCCUGCAUUGUGGCAUAUUCCCCUGCACCUGCAGUCAGCAAACUGCCAUGGGGAUGAGAAAACUCUGCUGCAGUGUGGUUACCAGGAAGCUGCGUCAGGAGCUUGUAACCAGAGAAGUGCCUUGGUGACAUGUGUCCCUCCAGAAGGUGUAGGUGUGCCACUGCGUUUGGUUGGGGGAAAGGAGAGCUUUGAAGGACGAGUGGAGGUUUACCAUGAUGACAAAUGGGGUACCAUCUGUGAUGACCGGUGGGAUGACCGGGAUGCUGAAGUGGUUUGCAGGCAGCUGGGACUCAGUGGAAACCCAAAGGCCUUGUCAUGGGCUCACUAUGGGCAGGGAUCUGGCCCAAUCCUGCUGGAUGAAGUAGAGUGCUCAGGCAAUGAACUCUCACUUGACCAGUGCAAGAAGAGUGACUGGGGACAACAAAACUGUGACCAUAUUGAAGAUGCUGGGGUCUCCUGUGACCCUUUCACAGAGGGCACUGUCAGGCUGACUGGUGGCCGCAGCCCCAAUGAAGGCAGGGUAGAAGUUUAUUAUAAUGGAGACUGGGGCACAGUAUGCGAUGAUGGCUGGACAGAUCUCGGUGCCCAGGUGGUCUGCAGGCAGCUGGGCUUCAGUGGUCCUGCUGCUCUGGCCUCUGAAGGGGAUUAUACUGCUGGCCAAGGUUUUAUCUUACUGGAUGAUGUGGCUUGCACAGGGACAGAGCUCUCCCUCCUGGACUGUCCGCAUAGCAACUGGGGGCAGCAUGACUGUUCACAUGCUGAGGAUGUGGGAGUCCGCUGUUCCCCUGAGAGCAACACGGUCAUUGAUGGCAACCUGGGGCCUCCUGUGCGGCUGGUGGAUGGAGAAAGCACCAAGGAGGGCCGAGUUGAGGUGUUCCUGAAUGGACAGUGGGGCAGUGUCUGUGAUGAUGGCUGGACAGACAGAGAUGCUGCAGUGGUUUGCAGGCAACUGGGGUUCAGUGGUGCAGCAAAAGCCAGAGGAAUGGCUUAUUUUGGUGAAGGCCAUGGGCCCAUCCAUCUGGACAAUGUAGAAUGCAGUGGCAUGGAGCACACCCUGGGGGAAUGUGUCAGGCCUGACACUGGGAUUCAUAACUGCUGGCACAGUGAAGAUGCUGGUGUGAUUUGCGACUAUGUGGAAGAGAAGGUCCAGGAUAUCAGGAAAGCAGGUCCGGAGUUUGGCAUGUGUGGGAUGCGCUUGCUUCACCGUCGCAAGAAAAGGAUCAUAGGUGGAAACAAGUCUCUCAGAGGCGGUUGGCCAUGGCAGGCUUCGCUACGGUUGAAAGGUUUUCAUAGAGAUACUCGUCUGCUGUGUGGAGCAACGCUGAUAAGCAGCUGCUGGGUAGUAACUGCAGCCCACUGCUUCAAAAGGUUUGGUGUUGAUGUGCGACGCUAUCUGCUGCGGGUAGGCGAUUACCACACAGCUGUGAAGGAUGAGUUUGAGAGGGAGCUGCCUGUGGAGAGGAUUGUCCUCCACAGGAACUACUGGGCCAGCAGCAAUGACAAUGACAUUGCCCUGGUCCGAAUGCGGGGCAGAGAGGGACGCUGCCUCUCCUUCAAUCGCCAUGUUUUGCCUGUGUGCCUUCCUGACAGGAGAGAGAAAUCUGACAUCAACAGGCAAGGCUGUGUCAUCUCUGGCUGGGGAGACACAGGGAAGUCCUAUUCAAGAACGCUACUACAGGGGGUGGUGCCUCUUCUACCACGGGAAGAUUGUGAGGUCCGUUAUGGACAGAAGUUCACUAACCGCAUGAUUUGUGCUGGGAACCUCUCUGAAGGUAAACGAGUGGACAGCUGCCAAGGUGACAGUGGUGGGCCGCUCAUGUGUCGGAGAUCAAAUGGACGCUGGAUCAUUUUGGGGAUCACUUCCUGGGGUUAUGGCUGUGGCCGGAAAGAUUCCCCUGGUGUCUACACAAAGGUCAGCAAGUAUGUACCCUGGAUCAAGAAAGUGACCAAGCUAAAAUGAAAAUGUCUGAGCUGUAGGAUCUUCAACAUAUGAUCCCUUUUGCCAUGCAGCAGCUGAGGGCUGUAGCUUCUGGCCUGUGCCUGACAGAGAUUUUUUAUUUUGUCUUUGGACACUGGGAAAACUUUAAGAUAGCAUUUGGAGAGAGACAGUUAUGGCUGGUUUCUUAAAGUCUUUGGUUUCACUUUAGUCCUUAAUCUCUUAGCAGAGAAAGCAGGUGCACACUGGUAAGACAAAUAAGUCUGUGUUGCUCUGGCUGAGUCCUGUAAUGCAGUCACACUUGUCCCUGCUUCCCAGAACACAGAAAUGGUAGGAGUGUGGAGAUACCUGCCUCUGUAAGUCUCUUCCCCAGUUUUUGUAUGUUUGCACACUUGAAAGAGACUGCAAGGAGAGGUGAGAUGCUUGGGAGAUAGCAUCAGGCUGUGGCAUAGUGGAGCUCUUCACAUGCUUUUUCAUAGAUACUUCAGAUCUUCAGAUACAGAGAUGUUCAGAUACUUUUACAUAGCUCUCUUGAGCUCCAGGAAUCAGAAGCUGGAUUUGCCUGAGCUGAAGAACAAGCCAGCAGUCCUCCCCUCCCUGCCUGUUAUGUCUCUAGGGGGAACCUUUUCUCUUCCAAAUAGUAAGUUUCUCCCACAUGGUCCUUUUGAAAGUAUCUGUCUCUGUGAAGAGAUGCUUGUCCCUCCAGUUGUAACCUAAUAUCACACAUUUCCACUUGCCAGAUCCUGUAGUUUUAUUGCUGCUUUCUCACUAUACAGUGGGUUUUUUCAUUUUUCACAAAGCACCAGCUCCUGGAAUCAGUUGGUUGUGUGAACAUAAGUCUCAAUUUUUAAGAGACUAUAGCUUUCUUGCCCUUAAAAUGUUUAAGAAGAACUUAAAAAUGUGACCUCAGAAGGCCUAAUAGAUGUAUCAUUUUUCUUUAAAUUCAAGUGUAACGUUAAUCUCAAACAUUCAGAUGUUGUGAGUCACAAUUUAGCAGCACUGCAGGGAAUUUCUCUCAGUACAUCAUAGUUAUUAACUGGACUGUAUUUGUGAUCUUAGCCUUUAAUAUGUCUGUGUUCACAGUUCCAUGAAACACAAAUACUCCUGGGGUAUGGAUACAGAACAGAAACGCCAGGAGUGAGUGAUUUGCUUGAUGGAUAAAACGAAGUGUGUGGCAAAGCAGCUUCCUGCUUUCCUGAAGUGUGUGCUACUCUUGCAACCUCUUGGAUAUCCUUUCUCUUCUCUUUUUUGCACUAUCUUUUUUCAUCCCUCUCAGUGGGAGUAAACUGGCUUAACUGGAGUGUAUGCAAGCAGUAACAUCAGGCUGCAUUUUAGGAUCAGAUACUCUCAGCCUGAACAGAAAUAAUGCUGAAAGCAAGCAGGAGUUGAUGAAUACUUCAGUUUCUUCCUCCCCUCUUAUCAAAGCAAAUGAACUCUUUCCUCUUCACAGGCCUUGAUUAUUUUGUAAGUUAACUUAUUAUUCUUGAGUAGGUACAAAAAUAUAGUGUGUUCUAGUUGUGUGAAGAUGAGGCAGAGAGGAGAGAGGCCUGUUCAGGAGCAGGGACAGUAAGCUUUGGUGCAUGACCAAAGACCUGAACAUGGAGUAAUAGUACAAGAUGGGACGCAUGGAACUUAUGCCAGAUGUACAUGUUUUGGUUCACUAACACACUACAGGGUAGACAGUAACUGAGUCGGACACUGGCCUGCUGUCUGGAAGGUCUGCACGCAUGGCACUGAAAUGUAUAAUACGUAAGUCCAUAUUGAUAGGGCAAGAAUUAGAAGACAGGUUAGAGCACAGCCUGUGGAUUAACAAUGUCAUGUUACAGGACAUACAGUGAUGGAGUCCUAGAAGUUGCCUUGGAUUCAGCAGGCAGUGAUUGCUUUUAUUUGGCUUCUAUAGAAUAGCUUAACUUAAAUGUGCUGACCUGGUUAGGUGUCUUAUUUUUCUGUGUGUAUGCUUAACUAAUCAGUUGCACUUACUCUCCCCAGUCAUUACAGGACAGUUAGAUUACAAAAUGCUGCAAUGGCCUGUUCAAAGAUCCUGCUUGGAAACUUAUUUUUUAAAGGCUUCUAGAAAUCUUUAAAAUGUGCAAUGCCAGAAUUCCUGCAACUUGGCCUUUGAGACCGAUCUGAUCUGUUAGGGCCUCUCCCUGAGGGGCUGAAUGUCUGCAGUGCAGCCUGUGCUGACAACCCUGUUUGAAGUGCUAGGCUUGAUCCUUCUGUAGUGCUCUGCUUGGCUCCACACUGGCUGUGUUGUCCUACAGCUGCUGGCAGACAGUCCCCAAGACCCAAGCUGCAAACUGCUCACUAUUUUCCAGGAAUUAAAAUGACAGUAGGACCAAGGACACUUAUGUUAAAGACCUCUUGUCUUGCAGGGGAUUGAAUCCCAAAUUUCACACUGGCAGGAACAGUAACUGGCUAGGAAACACAAAGGGAUUUGGCUUUUACCUUCGGCCUCCCCCAAGACAGAAUACUACAGCAGCUCAGGUGGAGUUUCUGUUCCCUGGGUGCUGCUAUGUCUCUAGCUUAACCUGGUUUGUUCUUCCUACUUAUGCCCAGAACCCCAACUGACAUAGAAACACUCAAAGGAUUGGAAGCGUAAGGUUAUUUCCCUAAGACUACUUCACUGGUGCUGUUCAGGAGUUAGCAAAAAUUACCAUGUAACAUGAGUGAGAUACAGGUCUGAUAUUGUCUUCUGAAAUUCCCAUGUCGAUGUUCAGAGUAUUUCCCUCUCUUAGACCUUGUCACUAUGACAGCUGAGAGUCACUGUAAUUAACAUUCUGUUAAUCCUGCAGGAGCCAGGAGGAGGGAAGGAAGUAUCUCAUCUCCUUCACCUAAUUUUACACCUUACUUGUACCAUAGCCAAUCGUGUAAAUACUCUUCUCAAUUGUCCUAACCUGUUUCAGAGCAGCAUUAUUGCUCUUUACUGUUUAAAUUGGGACAGUGGUCCAAACCAAACUAACAUACUUUGCUGCCAAGGCUUACAGGAAUUGUCAGACUGGAUGAGGCACUCAGCUGCUCUAGGACUGUAUUUCGUGUCUAACAGCGACCAUCAGCAGAUGUUUCAGAGGACAGUACAUGUGACUGUGAACUGGACAAAUGUUUUAACAGCCAUUACUAUGGGGGGAAUUUUGUUCUUGACCCCUUUAAAUUCACCGUUUGCAUUACUAUUAAGAAUAGAAAUACAAGAACUCAUUACUCAAGGUGUUGUACAAACACUAAGUACUGUCCUUUUGUGAGUCUUUUUUCUAAAGUGUGAAGGUUUAUAUCCCUAACUUUUUAAAAACCUAUUUAAUGUAACCAGCCUUCAUCUUUCAUACGAAUGUUUAAUCCCUUUAUUUAAUCCAGCUAAGCUCUCAGCCACAGUAUUCUCUGGCAAUGAGACCCAAUAUCAUUUUAUUCUCCAUAGCACAUUCUUUCCUUUUAUGGCUCCUGAAUGAAUUGCCUUUCAUUUUCAUUGAAUCCUCUCUAUCUUGUGUUCUCCAUUAUGAGUGGAAAUAAGGGUCCUUGCUUUAUAUUUUUUGUGUUACUCAUUACUUUACAGAUCGUCUACUCUCUAAAACAGUGUCUUCUCUGUCUCUCUUCAACCCAAACUGUCUAGGUCUCUUAAUGACAUGCUGUCUUUCCAUGCCUUCUCUUUCUGAUGGAUUUUUGAGCUUUGAUAACUAGAACCAAGUACAGUUUGCCAAAGGAGGCUGUGCCAUCUGCUGUUUAUUUUCAGUAUUAUUUUCUGUAGUAGGCAAUGAUGUCAGUGAUUUUAGCACUAUGUGUAAAUUAUGCAUGUGGGCUGGAGCUAGCUUUAAACUUGCUGGUGUGGUCUUAGUGGCAGUUUAGCCUACAAAGGGCUGAAAGUCAGCCAAGGUUAAUUCACCCCUUGUCUGAGGCAUGUGUAGCAGCUCCUCUGAGCUCAGAGCACUUGCUGUAGGUAUAUCUGUGUGUUAUAAUGCAUCUUUGGGAAGGGAACACCUGACCAGCUGUGUGGAGCUUUGCCUUGGCUGAUACACCUGUAGGGACUGAUACAGUCCUCCUUAGCAGCAUUAGUCAGUUGGAUAGGGCUAAUGCACCCAUACCGUUUCCAGGAGCUGACAGCUUUUUGCUGCUGCUGGCCACUGCACUGUGCCAUGGGGACAUGACCUGUGUUACACUGUGUGAGACAAGCUCCCAGAGCAGUGGGACGCAUGCUGCUUGCGUGGGAAAGGGAAUGUCACUAGGACUGGGUGGGAGCACUGGCAGGAGUGGAAACACAGCCCAGCUAAGGGCAUAAGAAUCAGCUAUUGAUGCUCCAGUUCUCUCUCUCUAAGGGAACACAACACCCCAGUGCUCUACAAAUGCUACCGCAUGCCAAUGCCUUUCUGACCUGUUGUGCCUGCACUGGCACCAUCAUCAGCCCUGUCUUGACACCAGUCCAGGCUUUGGCCAGCUGGACCUGGAUUAAAGGUUUAUCCCUUUCCUGUGGCUGAGCACUGCUCAGAUGUUCUGUAUGAAUUAUGUUCCACGCUGCAGUUAAUCAGGCAGCUGUUUAUUAGCCUGGCAAGAUGUUGAUUACUCUUGUAGUAGAGAAUAACAGAUCAGUUCCUCAAAGAUAUUAAUGGAGGGGUUGGUUAGGGACCAGGAACGUGGACAUUUGCUAUCUUACAGGCAAGAGAAGUGGGCCUGCUUUUUGUCUUGCCUCCUUCCUUUCUGAAGCCAAUAUCCUGAAGUCUCUUCACCCAAAAAGAGCUGCUGUGAUCCAUCAACCACUGAAGACAAUUUUUAAUGUUUAUAUUCAGCAAUCUGAGGAAAGCUUUUGAUGGAUGAACGGUGCUGUGGUAUUUAACACCAUCUCGAUAGAUUCCCCAGGAUUUUCUUGCAACUAGAGAAUAUGGACACAGGAGCAGGACAGCCGUGGUGGUAAUGAGCUUGGGACUGCUCCUUGUGGAAUGAGGCACUGUGGCCUGCACCGAUGUACAUCCCUUGGGCUAUAGUUUCACUUGUUCAGAAAAUACUUCAUUCCCCACGUCAAGGAGAACCAUUCACUUGUGUAGUAGUGCACCGAGUCCUAUUAAAACCCUCUUCUACUAACCAGAGGCUGAGUACCUCUGAAAUCAGUCAAGUGCCAAAACUGUCAUGUCCCCUGGAUUAGCACCAAUAGUUCACAAGAUAUACUAAUAAAUGGAUUAUACUAUGA
Molecule: messenger RNA, 9272 nt
Organism: Dromaius novaehollandiae (emu)
Lineage: Eukaryota; Metazoa; Chordata; Aves; Casuariiformes; Dromaiidae
Product: neurotrypsin-like
Exons: 16
Coding region: 1661-4129 (822 amino acids)
Biological process (GO): proteolysis
Cellular component (GO): membrane
Molecular function (GO): serine-type endopeptidase activity
Source: RefSeq, a predicted model, not a curated record